AUGCAACAGCUGUCGGAGCAGGUUUCCACUUUAGCGGGUUUGCUUCCGGGGCUUAUAGACGAGGUGAAAAAUGUGGUAGAGCGCCAGGACAAGCUGGAGAAAGGAGCCGCCGCCCCUUCUGUGCCGCCGGCCCUUCAUCAGCAACCCUUCCCUGCCGCCGGCACCCCUGGGGCCUCGGCCCCCCUCGGGGCUCUUGCCAAGCAGCUGCCCUCUCCUGCCAAGGUCCCGUCUCAGGUCCUAGGUUCCCCCCCGCUGAAGGUUCCCAAGGCUGUGUCCGCCAACGUCGACCAGAGCGACCCUUCUCUGGCAAGAGCCGUGACUCAGCAAGGGGAGGCCUUAUCUCUUCUGGUGGCUCAUCUUGUGGCCCAAGGCGAGUCCUUAGACUUUGGAGCCUUCUCAGGUUCGGUGUCAGGCAAAGGUGCCGCCCGCCGCGAGAAGCUGCAGGCCGAGCUGUCCUCAGGCUCUUCGAGCUUCUUCCUUCAGGUCCUCCAGGGUGCCCACCGUCGCCUGUACCCGGCACUCCCUUGCCCUACCAGCUUGGAAGCCAUGCGCCUGCAGGGCCGGUUGUCUUUGGUGACGUAUCUGGAAAGGCAGGGCGGCUACAACCAACAGCGCACCAUGGGUAUCUUCAUGCUGCUGCUUGCGUCAAUAGCGGAUGCCUUCCUCCGGGACGACCCUCACGCUGCGAUGGAGCACUUGGGGUUAGCCCUUGCGGCGACCGAGCAAGCCACGGCGGAUGGAGGGAGAUGGGACUUGGGAUUCCUCUUGACCCUUUUGGAGGACCCUGCCCCCAGCAUGUUCUCAGCGAAAGCCUCGCCGGCCAACAGCCGCCUUCGUGCCUUCUCGCCGCUCGUCCCGCCGGCCCUUGCAUCGGUUACCCUGGCUUAUGUUCGCGAAGUCGACUUGCUGUCCCAGCGCCGACGGGACACGGUGCAACCUUCCAGGGCCCCGGCCUCACCCACGGGCGAAGAGCACGAUACCGGUCAGAGGCUGCUCCACAUUUUGGUGAUGGCCCUGAACUACGUGUACCACGACUGUUCCUUCGUGCCGGCCCCUCUUCUUGAGCGCCUGCCGAACUCUGCCCAGCAGCGGUGCCUUCACUACCUGGGUGGCCUUGUGAG
Molecule: messenger RNA, 1121 nt
Organism: Symbiodinium sp. CCMP2456
Lineage: Eukaryota; Dinophyceae; Suessiales; Symbiodiniaceae
Source: the annotation of a GenBank genome assembly